AUGGCGGCAGGCCCCUAGGCGGAGCCUGUUGCAGGUGUGCUCCGCCUGCGGGGCGGAGGGAAGAUGGAGUCGGAAGAGGAAGAGCCCGAGGCGAAGCGGCGGCGGCUCCAGUGUGUGGAUUUCGCUGCCGUGGCGAGCUGCGACGUGGCCGUGGCGCAGUGCUACCUAGCCGAGAACGACUGGGAGAUGGAAAGGGCGCUGGACUCGUACUUCGAGCGGCCGGAGGAGGAGAGCGCCUCGGAGAGCCGCCCGUCGGAGCCCGCGGCCUGUGUUGAUCUCACCAGUGAAGAAACAAGUGACUCCAUUAGUUCUAAAGCCAGCCGGUCCGAGACCACGCAGGAGGAUGGCAGCAUGUUCUCUCUCAUCACCUGGAACAUUGAUGGAUUGGAUCUAAACCACCUGCAAGAGAGGGCUCGGGGAGUGUGUUCCUACCUAGCUUUGUACAGCCCAGAUGUGAUAUUUCUACAGGAAGUAAUCCCGCCAUAUUAUAGCUACCUAAAGAAGCGAGCAAGUAAUUAUGAAAUUAUUGCAGGUAAUGAAGAAGGAUAUUUCACAGCUAUAAUGUUGAAGAAAUCCAGAGUGAAAUUAAAAAGCCAAGAGAUAAUUCCUUUUCCAAAUACCAAAAUGAUGAGGAACCUUUUGUGUGUGCAAGUGAGUUUGUCCGGGAAUGAACUUUACCUUAUGACCUCCCAUUUGGAGAGCACCAGGGGCCAUGCCGUGGAACGGAUGAAUCAGUUAAAAGUGGUUCUACAGAAAAUCCAGGAGGCUCCAGAAUCAGCGACUGUUAUAUUUGCAGGAGAUACAAAUUUAAGGGAUCAAGAAGUAACCAAAUGUGGUGGUCUACCCAACAACAUUUUGGAUGUCUGGGAGUUUCUGGGCAAACCUAAGCAUUGCCAGUAUACAUGGGACACCCGGGUGAACUCUAACCUGGGCAUAGCUGCUCCUUGCAAGCUGCGCUUUGAUCGGAUAUUCUUCAGAGCAGCAGCAGACGAGGGCCACAUUAUUCCCCGAAGUUUGGACCUCCUUGGGUUGGAAAAACUGGACUGUGGUAAAUUUCCUAGUGAUCACUGGGGCCUUCUGUGCAACUUGGAUGUCAUAUUGUAAAAAACUGUUCAACUAGGAGUUUUAAGAUUUUGCAAAUGUAAUUUCUGUCAGGAAAGGAAAUUUUGACAUAUUGACAAAUUGAGAUACUGGAUCAUUGUUAUGGGUGAAAAACUAAGGUUUACUUUUGUGAGUUGUAUCUUCAGAAUUGAGAGUUGAAUAUUUUCUAAAGCAUGCCUAUAUUCAGAACAUGAGGCAUUUAAAUUAAAGGACACAAAGCCAGUUGGAGCUUUUACCAGCGCUCAAAGCUGCUAACCUAAUGGAAUUCCAAGCAGGGCCUCAUUGUCUGGGGGCUAACCUUUGUAGCUUUUUUUUUUCUUAAUCAGGCACCAAAAUAAUGGUAUUUUAAAUACAUCUUAAAAAUGAAUUUGAAUUAAAAAGAGGUUACUGAGUUUUGGAACUGGAUCUGUUAGUUAAAGUCUGCAAACUUUGAUGCUCUGAAAUGUGAAAGUACCAUCAUGUGCCGACAACUGA
Molecule: messenger RNA, 1575 nt
Organism: Ochotona curzoniae (black-lipped pika)
Lineage: Eukaryota; Metazoa; Chordata; Mammalia; Lagomorpha; Ochotonidae
Gene: TDP2
Product: tyrosyl-DNA phosphodiesterase 2
Exons: 7
Coding region: 64-1104 (346 amino acids)
Biological process (GO): double-strand break repair
Cellular component (GO): cytoplasm; PML body
Molecular function (GO): 5'-tyrosyl-DNA phosphodiesterase activity; protein binding; single-stranded DNA binding
Source: RefSeq, a predicted model, not a curated record